Molecule: messenger RNA, 1053 nt
Organism: Symbiodinium sp. CCMP2592
Lineage: Eukaryota; Dinophyceae; Suessiales; Symbiodiniaceae
Source: the annotation of a GenBank genome assembly
AUGAAUGCCCCACAUUUACCGAAACUCUUGGCCUUCGGCCGAUCGGACCACGAUCAGCUGAUCGCCCAACUACAGUUCCUCACGGUUGAGCAUCAGAUCCUCCGAGGGAAACUCCCCAAGAGGAUCUCAUUGACAAAGCGUGAGCGACGGAGACUAAUCCGAUUCGGCGAGGUUGUCGGUCCCGCAUUGCGGAACAUCAUCACGAUUGUUCAAUAUAGCACAUUUCAGAAGUGGCUUCGUCCAAACGGUCACAAGAAACGGGGCUUCAAGGCGAAGACCGGACGCCCGCCCACAAGGCGGGAUUUGAAGAAGCUGGUCCUGCAAAUGGCGAGGACUCCGGGCUGGGGAUAUACGCGAAUCCUUGGUGAACUCCGUAAACUCGGGAUCAUGUCGGUUUCGCGAUCAACCGUUCGCUCCAUCCUGAAGGAGCAUGGCAUCGAGCCCGCACCGGAUCGGGCGGAACCAGUGUGGGACAAGUUUCUCAAACGGCAUGCGGCAACACUCUGGUCCUGCGAUUUCUUUACCAAGAAAGUGCUCACAGCCCGAGGCUACAAGAGAUAUACGACGCUUGUAUUCAUGCAUAUAGAGAGUCGAAAGGUGCUGGUCACGAAGGCAACUCAGCACCCCACCAACAAUUGGAUGUGCCGGGUUGCCGAGUGCUUCCCCUUGAUGGCGAAAGAACUCGGACUUCAGUCCCCCACCAUUCUUGUGCGUGAUAACGAUGUGCUGUACACCCGAGAGUUUAAUGAAACACUUCAGCGAGAAGGCGUGAAACCAUACCCGUUGCCAAUCAAAUCGCCGUUAAUGAAUGCACACAUCGAGCGGUGGAUCAAAUCACUCAAGGUUGAGUGCCUCGAUCACUUCGUCUCAGUUGGCGGGAUGCAUCUUGACUACUUGAUCUCCGAGUAUGUCGAGCACUACCACCAUGAACGCCCGCACCAGGGGAUUGGGAAUCGACCGAUCAUGAAUAGCAGUCCACCAGCCACAGCAGGCGAGAUCAAAUGCGACACUCGACUCGGCGGGCUGCUCCGGCACUACCAUCGGGUGGCCUGA